Messenger RNA from Prorocentrum cordatum, 282 nucleotides. The record is from the annotation of a GenBank genome assembly. Lineage: Eukaryota; Dinophyceae; Prorocentrales; Prorocentraceae.
AUGGGUGAGGGCCGGCGGAAGGCCGGCGGAGGGCAGAGCGGCGGGCGGCUCGGCUCGGCCGGCGGGCGGCGGGCGGAGGGCCGGGUCAGCCGCCGUGGCUGCACCGCCGACCAGUGGAUCGUGUUCGACUUGGGCAGGGAGGUGCUCGUGAGGGAGGUCCGCACACGUGGACACGACGUCAACACCGCCUUCAACCCAAGGGCGAUGUGCUGGCAGCGCGGUCGCCGGGCUCAGACGCAGUAUCUGUUCUCGAGGCUCCGCAUCGUCUGGAAUGCGUGUUGA